Molecule: messenger RNA, 2220 nt
Organism: Talaromyces amestolkiae
Lineage: Eukaryota; Fungi; Ascomycota; Eurotiomycetes; Eurotiales; Trichocomaceae
Exons: 3
Coding region: 1-2220 (739 amino acids)
Biological process (GO): microtubule-based movement
Cellular component (GO): microtubule; kinesin complex
Molecular function (GO): ATP binding; microtubule binding; ATP hydrolysis activity
Source: RefSeq, a predicted model, not a curated record
AUGAGUGUCCGUGUUGUUGCCCGUGUGAGGCCUCUGUGGAAGACAGAGCGCGAACUUGAUGUGAUCGUCCGACCCGGGAACGUGUCGACUGAUGCGCUCAAGGUAAAGAAGGACUCCCCUUCAGCCAAGGCUGCUGUUAAAGAACGGGAUACUCUUAUCAGGAUUCCUAAUCCCAAAAAUGAGGGUGAACAAUACACCUUUCAAUUCAAUGCUGUCUACGGAGGCGAAGCCACACAACAGGAGCUCUUCGAAGCUGAAGUGGCACCUACUGUCAAGCAUCUAUUCAACGGGUUUGAUGUUACGAUUUUUGCAUACGGCGUCACUGGAACCGGGAAAACACAUACCAUGCGAGGAGGUAAAAGUCUUCAAGAUCGAGGAGUUAUCCCCCGACUCUUGAGCGCAAUCUAUCGACGGAGCCGGAAGAUUGAGAGAGAAUCCGAAGGCGCAAGCAAGGUGGAAGUCUUGAUGAGCUACUACGAAAUAUACAAUGACAAGGUGUUUGAUCUGUUUGAACCUCCAGAAAAGAGGACGCUGGCCGGGCUGCCACUUAGGGACAACCAUGGAAAGACUGUGGUUGUUGGCUUGACAGAGCGUCCAUGUCCCAGCUUGAAAGACUUUGAAAGUCUCUAUGACCAGGCUAAUACCAACCGGUCGACGUCCGCGACGAAGCUCAAUGCUCAUUCUUCACGAUCACAUGCUAUUCUUUGCGUCAAGCUUGUCGUUACAAAUGGGGAUAGAACUCGUGUCAGCAUAGCAUCUGCUAUUGAUUUAGCUGGUUCGGAAGAUAACAGACGAACCGAGAACGGAAAGGAACGCAUGGUGGAAUCCGCAAGUAUCAACAAGAGUCUUUUUGUACUGGCUCAGUGCGUAGAGGCCAUCAGUAAGAAGCAGUCUCGUAUACCUUAUCGAGAGUCGAAGAUGACUCGAAUCCUCUCAUUAGGCCAGAACAAUGGCCUGACAUUGAUGAUACUGAAUUUGGCUCCCAUACGCUCAUACCAUCUGGACACCAUCAGCUCCUUGAACUUUGCCAAUCGUACGAAGAAGAUUGAAGUGAGGGAAGUCGAAAAUGAGCCCAUGUUCAAAGGGCCGCCAAGAUCAACACGAUUAGCAUCCGCACCAUCUCAGCGGCAACCAUUGCGAUCCUUGACUGCAUCUGUCAAUGUGAAUAUGCCGGUGAAUGAUGAGAAAAAGGCUGAUGAUAAGAAAGUCGAUGAGAAAAAGCCACCCAAGGCUUUUUAUGUGUAUUCGGACAAGCAGCCCGUCAAGCCUCACAGGACGUCGCUCAAACGUUCCUCCCCUUUGAAGGAGAAUACUCCCAAUGUUAAGCGUCAGUCUUAUUCGAAGUUGUCCAAAGAGACAGACAAGAUAAGUGUCUCAGCCGACACGAUUGCAGAAAUGGUGGAGAAGAAAGUGGAGCAGAUGCUAGCAGCUCGAGCGCUUGAUGACUCUCAUCAACAUCAAGCUCAAUUGGUGCAGAUGAAUGAACAAAUGCAGCGUCGUCUGGAAGUUCUAGAGCGAAGGAUUGAAGGGACAGAAGAUGCUCGUGCGGAGGGGCUUUCCUAUCUCUUGAUGGCAAAACAACACCACGGAAGGAAAGAAUAUUCUUCGGCUUUGCGGAUGUACAAGCUUGCGUUGCCGUUUUUCCCACGUAACCAGAAGCUUGCUGUCAAGAUCGCCAGUCUUGAAGAGAAGCUGCAGCCCAUGGCUAAGCCGCAGCCUGAGCCGACAGUGACACUGCCUGGACGAGGAAGUAUGCUAUCUAUCAGCAGACCUACAAAGAUGGCGAGGACCAAUUCGUCCAGAGAUUUCAGUGAUGACGAGUAUCAAGAGUCUGAUAAUGAGUUUGCUGAAGAUGAUAAUUAUACUGAUUCUUUUACUGGCCUCAAGCGGAAGCGUGCAGCUGCAGAUACAAAAAGUUCGUCCCUGUUUGGAGUUCAAAACGAUCUCAGUAAAGGCGUCGGCGAUGAGUUGUUGAUACAAUCUCCGCGAACAGCUAACCUGCUUUCUGUCAUCAAUUCCAGAGAUGUUGGUCAGAUCAAGCUGCUUAAGGGCGUUGGGGCUAAGAAAGCCGAGGCGAUCGUCGAUUGCCUGUGCGAGAUGGAUACUGUGCAUGAGUCGAGAUCUGGACAGGCACAAGUACGAAGUCUUGCAGAGCUGAGCAGACUGAAAGGUGUCGGUCUGAAGACCGUACAAAAUAUGAGAAGCGGAGUAUUGGUGUAG